AUGUCCUGGCAAGCAUACGUUGACAGCAGCCUUGUUGGCUCCGGCAACAUCGACCAGGCCGCUAUUUUCGACAAGGAUGGCACCAGCGCAUGGGCUACGUCUCCUGGUUUCAAAGUGAGCCCCGAGGAGAUGAAGGUUAUAAUAGACUCGUUCUCGGCCAGCGAUAAUAUAAAGGAUAUACAGACCAACGGCUUCCACGUCGGCGGAGAGAAGUUCUUCACGCUCAGGGCCGAUGACAGCAGAGUCUACGGCAAGCUUGGGAAAACCGGCAUCGUCAUUGUCAGGACUAAGAUGGCCCUUCUCCUUGCACACUACCCAGAGACCAUCCAGCCGGGUGCCGCCACCAACACCGUAGAAGCCCUGGCAGAGUACCUCAAAGGUGUGGGCUACUAG
Molecule: messenger RNA, 393 nt
Organism: Trichophyton rubrum CBS 118892
Lineage: Eukaryota; Fungi; Ascomycota; Eurotiomycetes; Onygenales; Arthrodermataceae
Product: profilin
Exons: 5
Coding region: 1-393 (130 amino acids)
Cellular component (GO): cell cortex
Molecular function (GO): actin monomer binding
Source: RefSeq, a predicted model, not a curated record